GGAGGAUGGGGAGCAGGAAGAGGUGAGAGAUCUGGAUGAUGAGAUUCCGGAUGCUGGGGAGGAGAGUUUUGGGUUCGAUGGUGGGGAGGAUAGUAUGGCGGAUGAUUUGUCGUCUAGUGAGGGGCGGCCUCUUUCUCUUGAUGAGAAUGAUGACGAGGAGACUGAGGAGGAGGAGGACGAUGACGACGAAGAGGACGACGAAGACGACGAUGCAACGGCCGUGGACGAGGACGAGUACGAGAGGCGGGAUGGUCUUGUCGCGGCGAGGAUGCGGAUGGCGGACGAUGCCUUCAGACAGGCCAUGGCAAGGGGCGACGUCGACGGCGACGACAUGUACGGCGCCGAAGAGGAGCUCGAGGCCUCGGGCCAGGGCCAGAUGCUCGACGAGGAGGACCUGCUUGAGCCCGGCGAGGACGGUCUUCUUGACGUCGACGACGACGACUUGGGUAUGGGCGUCGACAUGGACGCCGAUCUGGACGAUGAGAUUCCCGAGGCGGAGGGGCUGAGCGGGGUGUACGAGCAUACCGACUCGGAAGCCGAGGUGAGCGGGUUGACGAGCAGUGUUAUUAGCAGUGGCGGAGAGGAAGAGGAUGAGGAUGAUGAGGAGGAAGGGGAUAUCAGUUUUGCGCCGAGGGCUGCGCCUUUGAGGGCUCCGCUGAGUCCGACUGGGGAUCGGGGACGGGGAAGCGCUGCUGGUGCGGCGAGGUAUCGUCAUCAUGUGCCGAGGAGUAGUAUGGAUCUUAGCGGGUUGCUUUCUGCGGAUGGGAGUAGUAUGAUGGAUAGUAGUCCCAACAUGAGGGCUCAUAGGCGUUGAGGGGAUGAGAGAGAGGAAGAUGGAAUCAUGAUACCCCCCUUACCCGUCACAUACAUUGUUUGAGAGGCACGGAGCGAUAGGCGUAGAGAUGUCCCCCGCGUUCACGAGCCUGUUAGGAAACAGCAUGCAUACACCAAUAUUCGAGAUUUAGAGAUGGUAGCGCGUAGUGGUCGCUUGUCACGAAGUCACAAAGCGCAAGACAGGAGUAUCCAGUACUUAGUGUAGAAACGU
This is a messenger RNA of Colletotrichum godetiae, 1045 nucleotides long. RefSeq lists its product as uncharacterized. Bases 95 to 814 code for a protein of 239 amino acids. NCBI's taxonomy places the organism in Eukaryota, Fungi, Ascomycota, Sordariomycetes, Glomerellales, Glomerellaceae. The transcript has a single exon. The record is from RefSeq and is a predicted model, not a curated record.